AGCGGGAAUAAACACACAAAUUCCAAAAAAUUUGUCGUUACCGUUCGAGCAAAUUGGUUUUGCUUCGUGACUAAUGUUUGAUGGCGCUAUGGUUCCGUUGACGAAACCGGAACAGACUGAUAUGUAAAAGGGAUAUGGUUAGGAGCGAAAAUAUUUCUCAGCAACAUUGAUCCUUCCACUAUUUUUCAACUGGCUAUUUUUCUUGUCGUAAGUGCACGUACUUUUUUGCUGACGCGUAUAAACUCCGCAAUCGCACGUAUAUUUAGAACGCCUACACCUUCUUACACUUUCUGCAGCCGAUAUUGAAGGUGUAAAAGGUGCAAUGAAAUAAAGCGCGAAAAUAAGACGUCGCAUUUCAAAGUAUAAGAAAAUCUUCUUGUACUCCAAAUUAAUUUCUAAAAUAACAAAAAACCAACAAGUGAGUCAGGUGUAAGUAACUCUAGUUGUUAUACUCGAGUAUCUUAAGAAGCAUAAAUUUCUCCAGCGAACAUGAAAGGUUGGCUCCAACGUGACGAAGAAGGGAGAAUAAUCAUAGAUAGCAAUGGAUAUGUCACUAUUCAAUGCGAAGAAGAAGAUUUUGUAUUCCAAGUGCAUCUUUCUGAGAUUGAUGUUAAUGCAGAGCAAAUGUGCUUCACUGUUAAUGACAAAGAGGUGUAUUUUGAUGUCUAUCCCUUUGUGGAAAUGAUAGAAAAUGAGCAUGAACCUGGGAAAGUAGAAGAGCGAACAGAAGAGCGGACAGAUGAUGAGCGGAUGAUAGAUGAGCGGACGACAGAUGACCAAGUAGAUGAUGAGCAGAUAGACGAGAGAUUAGAAGAAGAAAGAUUAGAAGAAGAUGACAGAUUCGCCACAGCAAGUACAAGUAAAAAUGGUAACGCAAUUUUUCCAUGGUGCGACGCCUCUACUAAAAUUUUUCUGAAAGAGUAUAAACAGAAGAAAGAACUUGUAAAGAAUAGGAAAUUGAAAAACAUGAAAGUUGCAUAUCAACAGAUAUCACAAAGUCUACAAAAGAAUGGCUUUAAUGUGUCUCCACUGCAAGUGGAAAACAGAUUCAAAACACUCAAACGUGCUUAUAAGAACAUGAUAAUACACAAUCGAAGAAAUGGCAGAGGAAAAUAUAUUUAUAGUUAUGAGCAGGAUCUAGAUGAAAUCUUCUCUUACAAAGAGUUUCUAGCUGAUUUGCAAGAUGGAGAAGUAAAUGAAGAAGGUACAGACUUAGAAUCUACAAGAAUUACUAGAACAAAAAAUGCUCAUAGGAAUUCUACAUCAAAUAAUGAAGCAGACUGGAAACAAAAUGUCAGAUUGGAAGCUCAACACGCAAAGAUGAUCGAGAAUUUGCAGAAUUGCCAACGUACAUUAAAGGCUCUAGUUACAAAGAUGGACAACAGAAGUAAAAGUGUCACUGAAACGCAAAAUAAAGUCUUACAGAUAUGCACAGAAAUACGAGAUAUGCAAAAAGAAGCAUCUGCUCGUACGGAAGAGCAUAGACAAAAAGCUACCAAGCAAAGAGAAAUGAAGAAUAAUUUGCUUCAAGAAAUUUUGGCAGUUUUAAAAUCUAAAAAAGAAGUAUAAUACAGUUAAUACAAGAUAAAAGUGUGUUUUUACUUAUAAUAGUUAUAAAGAGAAAUAUGAUUUAUUUAUUGUGUUAAAUAUAAUCUGGCCAUCUCUCUUUUAUAAUGGGUCAUUUCUACAAAUUCUGAUUGAUUGUAAAAUUAGUUAAUUAAGAUAAGAAUCAGAUAUGAUUAAUUACUUUUGCUAAUUAGUAAGUACAAAUUGAUUAUUGUCAAUGAAAUAAGAAACUUAUAGAUAACACUGAUCGGCAAAAUUCACUUUUUAUAGUAUGUAACAAUAGAUUAUAUAUUAACAAAUAAUCUUUUAUUUUUUUUUCAAGAAUGAAGAGCAUGUAAAAAGCAGUUAUAUAUAUUUACAUUGAAUAAAUAUUUACAUUACAAGAUUGUAAACAUAUAAGAAAAGCUUUUUGCUGAUCAGUGUAAUCAGAGAUGAUAAAACUGAAUCUAUACGGUGAAUUUAUUUUAUAAUUUUUGUUAUGUAAAAUAUUAAUAGUACUUAUGUUACUUAGAAAUGGAAUUGUGAAAUAGAUUUUUGUAUUACAUA
Molecule: messenger RNA, 2112 nt
Organism: Pseudomyrmex gracilis
Lineage: Eukaryota; Metazoa; Arthropoda; Insecta; Hymenoptera; Formicidae
Product: stress response protein nst1-like
Exons: 4
Coding region: 490-1569 (359 amino acids)
Source: RefSeq, a predicted model, not a curated record